Messenger RNA from Pongo pygmaeus (Bornean orangutan), 1340 nucleotides. RefSeq names its product leukocyte immunoglobulin like receptor A5 (gene LILRA5). The transcript is spliced from 7 exons. The coding region runs from base 129 to 1028 and encodes 299 amino acids. Gene Ontology annotation, cellular component: plasma membrane. Lineage: Eukaryota; Metazoa; Chordata; Mammalia; Primates; Hominidae. Gene Ontology annotation, biological process: immune response-regulating signaling pathway; cytokine-mediated signaling pathway. Gene Ontology annotation, molecular function: inhibitory MHC class I receptor activity. The record is from RefSeq and is a predicted model, not a curated record.
AUUGCCACACGCAGCUCAGCCUGGGCUACACAGCCAGGUGUCAGGUGCGUCUCUGCUGAUCUGAGUCUGCCUGCAGCAUGGACCUGCAUCUUCCCUGAAGCAUCUCCAGGGCUGAAGAAUCACUGACCAUGGCACCAUGGUCUCAUCCAUCUGCACAGCUGCAGCCAGUGGGAGGAGAUGCCGUGAGCCCUGCCCUCAUGGCGCUGCUCUGCCUCGGGCUGAGUCUGGGCCCCAGGACCCACGUGCAGGCAGGGAACCUCUCCAAACCCAUCCUCUGGGCUGAGCCAGGCUCUGUGAUCAGCCGGGGGAACUCUGUGACCAUCUGGUGUCAGGGGACCCUGGAGGCCCAGGAAUACCAUCUGGAUAAAGAGGGAAGCCCAGAACCCCGGGACACACAGAACCCACUGGAGCCCAAGAACAAGGCCAGAUUCUCCAUCCCAUCCAUGACAGAGCACCAUGCAGGGAGAUACCGCUGUUACUAUGUCAGCCCUGCAGGCUGGUCAGAGCCCAGCGACCCCCUGGAGCUGGUGGUGACAGGAUUCUACAACAAACCCACCCUCUCAGCCGUGCCCAGCCCUGUGGUGACCUCAGGAGAGAAUGUGACCCUCCAGUGUGGCUCACGGCUGAGAUUCGACAGGUUCAUUCUGACUGAGGAAGGAGACCACAAGCUCUCCUGGACCCUGGACUCACAGCUGACCCCCAGUGGGCAGUUCCAGGCCCUGUUCCCUGUGGGCCCCGUCACCCCCAGCCACAGGUGGAUGCUCAGAUGCUAUGGCUCUCGCAGGCAUAUCCUGCAGGUGUGGUCAGAACCCAGUGACCUCCUGGAGAUUCUGGUGUCAGGAGCAGCUGAUAACCUCAGCCCGUCACAAAACAAGUCUGACUCUGGGACUGCCUCACACCCCCGGGAUUACACAGUAGAGAAUCUCAUCCGCAUGGGCGUGGCCGGCUUGAUCCUGGUGGUCCUUGGGAUUCUGAUAUUUCAGGAUUGGUACAGCCAGAGAAGCCCCCAAGCUGCAGCUGGGAGGUGAACAGAAGAAAGGACAAUGCACCAUUGAAUGCUGGAGCCUUGGAAGUGAAUCUGAUGGUCCUAGGAGGUUCGGGAAGACCAUCUGAGGCCUAUGCCAUCUGGACUGUCUGCCGGCAAUUUCUUUCUUUCUUUUUUUUGAGACGGAGUCUUGCUCUGUCGCCAGGCUGGAAUGCAGUGGCGCAAUCUGGGCUCAGUGCAACCUCCACCUCUCGGGUUCAAGUGAUUCUCCUGCCUCAGCCUCUGGCAAUUUCUAGAGGGAGGAAUGGGUGUUUGAGUGCGGGGACACUGGUCUGGGGUGAUCCAUGGAGGACCA